Molecule: messenger RNA, 915 nt
Organism: Myotis davidii
Lineage: Eukaryota; Metazoa; Chordata; Mammalia; Chiroptera; Vespertilionidae
Gene: TP53TG5
Product: TP53 target 5
Exons: 4
Coding region: 1-762 (253 amino acids)
Source: RefSeq, a predicted model, not a curated record
AUGCAAGAUGAGGAACCACAGGACAAGAUACAGCAGCCUAUCAGCAAAUUAACUGAGCGGAACAGACUUAGAAUGGUGUUAAAAAACUUGUCACUCUUGAGGCUACUCAAGAAUUCAAACCCUCGGAUCCAAGAACUAUAUAGCCUGGCCAGAAGGUGUUGGAAUUCACUGCUCAACGUUCCGAAGGUCCUCCAGAUCUCCUCCAGGAACAACACUGUCUGCACUGAAAUGGGCCAGAAUAAUGGACUCCAAGAAGCUAAGUGCUCCAAGAAGAAACUGGAGUCCAAGAACUUAGGGAAGCCUAAGAAGUUGAAGUCCAAGGUGAGGGUGCCAGAGAAGAAAAAGGUCCAGCAGUCACGUGCAGCAGUGCCAGAUGGAGAACAAGUGGAGCCUGAGGUCCCAAAGACAUCGAUCACUUGCCCUGGAGCCUGGGGGAGGCAACUACCCACUGGAGACCCUGGAGUCAUCUUCCUGAAGCCCCACCAAGGGGAUACGGAGCAGCUGCAAGUAGCUGACCAGUGGAACUGGUUUGAGGGGCUGCCCAGGCGAAUCCACCUCCCAGGACCCCGGGUGAUGUGCAGGCCAUCCACCAUGCGCUUGGUCAAGCGCUGCUGCACCCGCUUCUGCUCUGCAUCACUUGGGCUGCUGAAAUCCCAUCCAUACAGGACCUCGGAUGGGAGCCAGAUUGUGAGCAGAGGAUGGAAAUCGUACAAUCAUCUGAAUGGGAGGGUUGGAUGGGAAAAUUUGAGAGUAUACAAAUAAAAUUUCCCAUAUGGCACUGAAGAAUACUUCACUGGCUCUGCCUAUUUCCUGGGGCUGGAAAGGCUGGAGGAAAGAGGCCCUCCGCAGAGGUAGGGGAAGAGUGUGUAUCACUCUCAGGCUUCUUCCAGCCCCUUCCCAGGCCCCUAAGGUCAG